Rana temporaria (common frog) is the source of this 847-nucleotide messenger RNA. RefSeq names its product phospholipase A2 inhibitor subunit gamma B-like. The coding region runs from base 108 to 719 and encodes 203 amino acids. NCBI's taxonomy places the organism in Eukaryota, Metazoa, Chordata, Amphibia, Anura, Ranidae. The record is from RefSeq and is a predicted model, not a curated record. The transcript has 5 exons.
CUUUCACCAUAACUCAUCACUCAAAGCUAGUCUCAGACAAGUGACUACAAGACCGGACUAGCAACUCAACUAUCAGCCUUUAAACCUGAACCAGGGCUUCCAUAACCAUGAAUAAAAUCUUCGUCUUUUUGAUCUUGAGCAGUUUGGUAAUUGCAGGCCAGAUGACCACAUGCAAUCGGUGCUGGAAUAUCGGCUCAACCAAAUGCUGUCGCGAAAACAAGCUUCAAUGUGAUGGAUCAGGUUGCAUGACCUGGUCGGAGUACUGCAAUGUCAACGGUGUGGAGUAUGAAACAAUAAUGAAAGGCUGUUCAGUUCCAUUAUUAUGUGAUAAAUGCCUUUCUGUAACAACCAAUAGCGGCCUUCUAAUCCGAGUGGGCAAUGCAUGUGGGGAAAGAAAAGACCGCAAUGCAAAACUGAACUAUAACACCAACAUUUGUGACAGUCAGUUACAACCAAACAAUUAUAAGUGUCCAAGCUGCUUCAGAACUGACACCUCCGGAGGCUGCGAGAGCACAGGAUUUGUGGACUGCCUUGGAUUAGAAGGGCAAUGUCUGGAUUAUGGUGCAAGUGUUAUUCUGCCUGAUGGAAAACCAUUGAAUGUGUCAAUUAAAGGAUGCGUUACCAGCGGUGGUUGUGACUUAGGGCUUGCAGCAUUUCCCGGAUGCAAGGAAACGAAUAGAAAUCAUAUAACUUGUACACCUGCAAUACCAAAAGCAUAGAAUGUGGUAUAUCACUAUGCAAGAAAUGCACAUCAGACCCUAAGGAAUAAGAAAUCGAAAUAAAAGAUGAAAUGUAGAAAAAACACGCUUUGCAUAAGAACGCUGUUAUUUAAAUCCAUCACUGAAAA